Molecule: messenger RNA, 3165 nt
Organism: Oncorhynchus gorbuscha (pink salmon)
Lineage: Eukaryota; Metazoa; Chordata; Actinopteri; Salmoniformes; Salmonidae
Gene: bri3
Product: brain protein I3
Exons: 3
Coding region: 453-869 (138 amino acids)
Source: RefSeq, a predicted model, not a curated record
CUUUCUCCGCACAUAGGCGUUCCGGAGCGCAUCACAUGAUUUGAGUCUUGUGACAAUCCAGACAGAAAGGGAAAACGAGUUCCGAGUUUACAACUGUUUUUUUGUGUGCUCUAGAGUGAUUGGAGAGGUUCUUUUGACAAAAAAUGACAUAAUGAGGUGAUAAGAUGGCGAUAUUUUAGACAUUUCCCUCUUUUUUAAAUAAGCAUCCUCCCUUUAGACUGAGCAGUCCGCGAGUGUUUCGGGUGGUGCAGUCAGGGACAAAGUUGGCACAUGGAGAGAGGCGAUAACUUAAAUUUUUGCGCGUCGUGUUUUCUUCGUUUUUUUUUACCCAUCAGUGCCUGCAAAAGUGGUAUGACUCGAGGCAACACCGACUAAGUAAAUCCAAUUUGUGUGGGAAGAAGAGGGCCAGCCAAGGCAAAGAAAGAGAAAGAUAACUUGAGGACGCAACAGAUAUGGACAGCAAACCUCUUCUCCAAGACCGUCCUCCCGCUUAUGCUAACGUCGUCCCGGGGGCGUAUGAAUAUGGCCAGCAGCACAAUUAUGGAGCAAUCCCUGCCCCAACCCCUGCACCCCCGGGCUUUCAACAGCCGCCGCCAUAUCAGUACCCCACUGGCCCAGGGUUCCAAGAAGGCCCCAGUGCACAGAUGGGCCCAGCCAUAGCCCAGCAGCCCUACCCUGGUACAUACACCAUCAUCCAGCCCUCCGUGGUGGUGGUGGGGGGCUGCCCAGCCUGCAGAGUGGGCGUGCUGGAGGAUGACUUCACCUGCCUGGGGAUCAUGUGUGCCGUCUUCUUCUUCCCCCUGGGGAUCCUCUUCUGCCUGGCACUGCGCCAGAGGAGAUGCCCCAACUGUGGCGCCACCUUCGGGUAGAAGGACCAACCUGUAGCUCGUCCUCUCAGCCCAGCUGGAUCUUAUAACUUUGUUGUUUAUAACUGUUACACACUGAGAAUGCCAGGUAUUUUCUAUACAACAAUUAAGUAGUUGCCACAAUGAACUUAAUUGAGAUAUGAUAGAGGUGCAUGUGAAAACCUACAUUUGUACAUGGUAGAAUAUACUUUGGUAGUAUUAUCUAGUGAAGAAGCCUGAUCUUUGUCCAUCUACUGCUGGUGCCUUUUAUUACGAUACAGAGCAGAAAACAGACCGGGGCCAUAUUCCACAAAGCGUAUCAGAAAAUAUCCUGGAUCCUGUUUUAAGACAAAAAAAAAGCUCCCAGCUCCCAGUAGGUUUUAUGAGGAUAAGUUACUGCUCAGACAGACUCUGAGCCAGGAGAAAAAUCACCUCAAAAGUUUCUCCGUUGGUAAUCACCACAGUUUGAGGUACUGCAUAAGAAGGAUAGUGAUGAUGCUCAUUGACAUUGUUGCAAAUGAUGAGGAAUAACCAAUCAGGACGAGGCACUGACAGCUGUACAACACGCUUCAGACAACCACAGGGAAUGUUGCAGUGGUCAAACGUGUGAUAUCAUCUGCAUGACACAUCUCUGUCUACUUUUCAUUUGGCCUGAUAUGUGGCUUUGCACAUGUUUAGAAUAAUGUGGUGGGAAUAUUGCACUGAAUCAGUUUGACAGUUAAAAUAUGAAUGUUAUGUCAGCACUCUUCUGUUCAACACAUCUAAGGCAUCAAGUCACUUGCCGAUAAUGUUGCAUAAAGCGUUUCAAAAAGGUCUAGUUUUACCCAACACAAAGUUAAUAUAGGCUGUAGAUGCCCAACCCAUAGACACGGCUAGUUUUACCCAACACAAAGUUAAUAUAGGCUGUAGAUGCCCAACCCAUAGACACUGCUAGUUUUACCCAACACAAAGUUAAUAUAGGCUGUAGAUGCCCAACCCAUAGACACUGCUAGUUUUACCCAACACAAAGUUAAUAUAGGCUGUAGAUGCCCAACCCAUAGACACGGCUAGUUUUACCCAACACAAAGUUAAUAUAGGCUGUAGAUGCCCAACCCAUAGACACCCUAAAUAUCUCUUGACUAGUUGGGGGACUGUUAUAACUAAAGAAGCUUCCUGCAUAGCUUUUAUUGUUACCCAUAAGAGUAGGAGUAGAUUGUCUCUUAGCACCUACGACCAAAUGUUUUACUCUGAGAUUCUUUGUGGAUACGGCCCCAAGGCGCAUAUUCAACAAGUGCAUCCGAGUAGGAGAUCUAGGAUCAGGUCCUCCCUGUCCAUAUAAACCUUGUGCAUUAUGAUUUAAAAGCCAAACUGAUCCUAGAGGCUCUUUGUGAUUAUAGGCCCAGAAAGGGAUUGUGAUCAUUAUGUGGCUCAAUAACAAAUCAUUUACUUGAUAGAAUUCCUUUGUUUUGUCAUGUUCAAUCAAACGGAGGCACAAGUAGAUUUUGUGCUCAAUGUUAAAUUCCAAUUGCACCACACCUGGGAAUUGUUCAGUUCUGCCACUUCUGAAGCACCUUCUGUUUCAUGUAGUCACAUUUUAGGAUGAAUGAUGUAUUUUUGAAAGGAGACUCAUUACUUUGGGAAAUGGUUGGUCACUGUACAGGUAUAGGACUAUAAGGAAAUGACCCACGGAGCGAGAGCCUCUUUAAGCAACCCUUUUCAACCUCUGUUUUGAAGCCUUUGAGAAUGCUGCCCCCACUCAGUCUGGGCCAGUGUUGCAGAGAAUAUCUUUUCCCAGCUCGACUCUGGCUGGGGGAGGGUUUUAAACGUAACACAGACAUCAGCUGUCCCAAACUGAGACAUGGAACAUUUGUCAUUGAGCUGUUGUCUGUUCUGGUUUCUUUUUAUUCUGGGGCCAUGUCAUAUUUUCACAGGUAUGAUUCUGAUUGAUGGCUGUUAUAGAAGUCUGCAGACUUCAGCGUUUAUUUGUUUCAGACUUUUUUUGCAUAAUACAAGUAGGUUGACGUGUGUAAUGGAUAAUCUGGAUAAUCUGGAGCCAUUUUAGUAUUCUUCUCAGUGACAACUCAGCCUCCUGCAAUCCUCCCAACAAUAGACAAUCAACCGAGAAUGUCUCUAUGUACCCAUAUGUCUCUCUACCACCAGUAGUGUCUCUAUGUACCCAUAUGUCUCUCUACCACCAGUAGUGUCUCUGUCAUGUAAUAAAAUGGGGUCAUAUAUUGGGGGUAUUUUACAUGGAUCUGCUUUGAAACACUACGCACGCCUUCAUGAUUGAGGUCCUUAUUUUUUCUAAAAGAGUUAUUGUAAAUAAAGAACCAUGAGUGCG